Molecule: messenger RNA, 2258 nt
Organism: Hipposideros armiger (great roundleaf bat)
Lineage: Eukaryota; Metazoa; Chordata; Mammalia; Chiroptera; Hipposideridae
Gene: KCTD3
Product: potassium channel tetramerization domain containing 3
Biological process (GO): protein homooligomerization
Molecular function (GO): protein binding
Source: RefSeq, a predicted model, not a curated record
AUGGUGGGAGGGUACUGCGGUACCAGCUUCACCACGAGGGCAGCUGGAAAUGACGAGAUCCUUAAGUUGAACAUAGAGGGGACCAGAUUUAGUACCUCAAAACAGACUCUGAGAUAGAUUGCAGAUUCUUUUCUUUCCAGUUUGCUGAAUGGAAAAAUUUCAACACUUCGAGAUGAAACUGGUGUCAUAUUUAUUGAUAGAGAUCCAGUAGCAUUUGUACUCAUUUUAAAUUUAUUUCAGCCAAAACAACUAAACUUAAGGGGAACGCGUAUUAAUGUUCUCAGGCAUGAAGCAGAAUUGUAUGCUAUCACUCCAUUAGUAAGGCUUUUCUUAUGUGCUGAACACUCCUCUUGUGGCAGUGUCCUUUUUCAACAACACAACUGAUCCUCUGCUGAUUCUAGGAAUGAACUCAAUUCUAUAGAAGGUAAAGCUGGGGGAAAUGGUACCCCAACUGUUCUCUCUGGAAAUGGAGAAGAAACUGUUAGGCUAGGAUUUUCUAUGGAUCCAUGAAAGGUGCUAACAGAAGCUGGCCAUCACAACUAGAUUGUAGCUGCAUGUGCCCAUUUUGUUGUGUGUUAAAGAAUUAAAGAAUCUUCAGGGUGGUAACAAGUGUUUACAAGCCCACAUUUGGAUUGGACUGAAUGAAUAGCUUUAAAUGCAAAAGUGGUCGGAGAUCCACAUGGAGACAACAUGGUUGCUGUUGCCUCAGAGAGUAGCAUCAUCUUAGGGAGUGUUCAAAAUGGUGAAAUUGGAGUGUUCAGCCUUGGUGUUCCUGUAGAUGCUCUCUUCUUUAUUGGUAACCAGUUGGUGGUCACAAGUUAUACAGCGAAGGUGGGACUGUGGAAUGCUGUCAGUUAGCAGGUUCAAGAUGUUGUUCCUAUAACUAGUUAUGACACUGCUGGGUCAUUCCCUCUACAAGGAUCUAACAAUGGAUCAUAUAGUGCAGAUAUGCACAAAUUGCUUUUGUGAAUGAAGGACAAUGAUCUUGUAACUGGACUUUAUGAUGAUCCUUCAAAUAAUGCUACUACUGCUUUGAGUGUUUACCUCACACCCAAAACAAGUGUCAGUGGUAACUAGAUUGAGAAUGCCUAUGGUAUGAACUCUGGAGCAGUAUGAGUUAUUGUGCAGUACCAAGAGACAGUUGGGUCAGGCCCUCAGCUUUUUUAGACUUUUAUACAUAGUUCACUGAAGAUACUUUCUCUGGAGGAGACAGAAAGUCAUGGAAGGUAUUCCUUUGGAAAUGACAUAGGGCCUUAUGGAGAGUGAGAUGAUCAAUAGGUGUUUAUUCAGAAAGUUGUAGGCUGGCCGAAAAGUUGUUCCAUCUCUAACAAGCUGUUUGUAAGACUCUCAUCUACUGGGAAAAGGAUAUGUGAGAUCCAAGUUGUUGACUGUACUACAGUAUCCUCAUUUACAGUGAAAGAAUGUGAGAGGUCCAGUAGAAUGGAUUCAAGGCUACGGUGCUACUUGUUCACAAGCCAUACAAAUGGCAGCAUUCAAAUGUGGGAUCUGACCAUUGCCAUAGAUAUGGUUAACAAAAGUGAAGAUAAGGAUAUAGGUGGUCCCACAGUAGAAGAGCUACUAAAAUUACUGGAUCAGCGUGAUCUGAGUACAUCUCGCUGUGCUACUCCUAACAUCAGUCCAGCAACUUCUGUGGUUUAGCAUAGCUGUCUUCAUUAAUCAAAUUCUAGCCUUCAGCUCCAGUACCAUGAAACCAUCCACGAAGCAGCUACUUAUGGUUCCAUGAGGCCUUACAGUCCUUCGUUAGCAAGAGAAAGGAGGACCAAGAGCUUUCUCAGUUGUAGGGGCUUCCAGACUACUAAUUUGAACAGAAAUGUAGAAAGAGCUGUGCCUGAAAAUGGAAAGCUGGGUCCAAUACAAGCUGAAGUAAAGUGGGCAAUGGGAACUAAUGUGUCUGAGAGCAAGUCUCCUGGAACAGAGAUAAAAUUGUGAGAAUUAGAUAUUGGAUUGGAAGUGCAUAAAAUAGCUAAAGCUUGUCUAGAAUAAAAAAGGUCAUCAGAAGAUGAAAAUGAAAAUACAGUGGAGUUAAGAAAGAAAGGAUUUGGAGAAUUCCUUGGAAGAAUUCCCUAUCUGGCCUUGUUCCCAAGUACUUCUGAUGGAGGGACUGACUCAACUGGUACUAUGUUUCCAUCCCCUACAAAGACCACUCCAUCCCUUGGGCAUAACAGAAGUGAUUCUUCAGGUCAAGAGUAUAGCUUGUGAAAACUCACCAAAAUGAGUAGCUGUUUUGCUAAUUUAGA